AAAGCUGCACCAUGCUUUGAGAGUUCCUCUGAUCCCAAGAAACUUGAGUGUUUCUUCUCAAGGUUAGAAGACCUCUUUGACAAGUGUGUGAUUGAUGAUGAUGAGGAGAAAAAGAAAGCAGCAAUAUCUUAUACAGAUAUCAAGACAGAGUAUCAGUGGAAAGUGCUUUCUAGCUUUGCUGCUGAUGAAAAAUAUGACAACUUUAAAUCUGAAGUACUAGACUGUUAUGAUGGCAUAUGA
This is a messenger RNA of Guyanagaster necrorhizus, 240 nucleotides long. RefSeq lists its product as uncharacterized. The transcript has a single exon. NCBI's taxonomy places the organism in Eukaryota, Fungi, Basidiomycota, Agaricomycetes, Agaricales, Physalacriaceae. The annotation marks the transcript as partial. The record is from RefSeq and is a predicted model, not a curated record.